This is a messenger RNA of Malassezia pachydermatis, 1935 nucleotides long. RefSeq names its product peptidyl-prolyl cis-trans isomerase. The transcript has a single exon. The record is from RefSeq and is a predicted model, not a curated record. Gene Ontology annotation, biological process: protein folding; protein peptidyl-prolyl isomerization. Gene Ontology annotation, molecular function: protein binding; peptidyl-prolyl cis-trans isomerase activity. NCBI's taxonomy places the organism in Eukaryota, Fungi, Basidiomycota, Malasseziomycetes, Malasseziales, Malasseziaceae. Bases 1 to 1935 code for a protein of 644 amino acids.
AUGGCGCACAACGAGGAGCCACGCAAGCGUGCCAAGGAAGACGAGGCAGCUGUGUCCAUGUCAUCAGACGACGAUGACGUAGGGCCCAUGCCGAUGCCUGCCGGCAACGACACGGAGCGUGCGAAGCGACAACGCACAUUGCAGUAUGAAAGUUUGUACUUGGAACAGUUACCAUGUGCAGAACGCUACCAAAAGUCGCUCAUGCACCGUGAUACGAUCAAUUUCGUCACAGUGACGCCACAUACCAACUUUGUCAUUACAACCUCUGUGGAUGGCCACGUCAAGUUCUGGAAAAAGCAGGCUACAGGGAUCGAGUUUGUCAAGCAUUACAAUGCGCAUCUGGCCAUGAUUGUCGGUGUGUCUGUGAGUGCCGAUGGCGCCUACUUUGCCAGCAUCGCCGCUGAUGGAACUGUAAAAGUAUUUGACGUGAUCAACUUCGACUUGAUUCACAUGCUACAGCUUCCCUAUACCCCUCGCGCCUGUGCCUGGGUGCAUCGCCGCGGCAGUGCCGACACCGUGCUGGCCAUCGCCGAGGAGCAUAGCCCAUCCAUCCAUUUCUACGACGGACAUGGCGGCAACGAGCCAUUGUAUACGGUUGAUAAGCUGCACAAAAAGCCAUGCCAUAUUCUCGCAUACAAUGAAGCGUAUGACUGCAUUCUUUCGGCAGAUACGGGCGGUAUGCUGGAAUACUGGCAGCCACGCGAGCCGUAUGCACCGCCACCCAAUGUGUUUCAGUUGAAAUCGUCGACAGAUCUCUUUGAAUUUAAAAAGACCAAAUCUGUGCCGACCAGUAUCACCCUGUCCCCGGACGGCGCGUACUUUGUCACGACUUCCAUGUGCGAUCGACAAGUGCGCGUAUUCCAGUUCCAGCAUGGCAAGCUGCUGCGAAAGUACGACGAGUCUCUAACAGCUAUCCAGGAAAUGCAGCAAGCAGGCACAGCUAUCUCCCAGCUCGAUGAUAUGGAGUUCGGACGUCGUCUGGCCGUCGAGCGAGACAUGGACGCCUCCAUGCUGGCCGGCAUGGGCGAUGCCACGGCGAACGCUACAGGAGCGGGUACCGCUAACGCCGUGUUUGAUGAGAGUGGUCACUUUAUCAUCUAUGGGACGAUGCUGGGCAUCAAGGUGGUGAAUGUAAAGACCAACAAGGUGAGCCGCUUACUUGGCAGAGACGAAACCAUGCGGUUUUUAAAUAUGUCACUGUACCAGGGUGUACCGACCCAAAAGCCCGUGACAAACAUUGCGUUGGCCGCGUCUGAGAACCCUAUGGCCAAAGGCGAUGAGCGGGAUCCUACCCUCUUCUGCUCGGCCUUGAAACGAGCGCGGUUUUACUUGUUUACUAGGAAUGAGCCAGACACGGAUCCCAACUCGAAACUCGCAGGGCAGGAUCGGGAUGUGUUCAACGAGAAGCCCACACGAGAAGAGCAGGCCAUGGCAGAGGACAAAACGAAUAUCAAGAAAAAGCGCCAAAUCACUACGGCCAUCUUGCACACGACAGCGGGAGACAUUCAUCUGCAGUUGUACCCUGAUCUGGUCCCAAAGACCGUAGAAAACUUUGUGGGUCUGGCCAAGAAAGGGUACUACAACGGUGUGCUCUUCCACCGUGUCAUUAAGAAGUUUAUGAUCCAGACAGGUGACCCGUUAGGAGACGGUACAGGGGGUGAGAGUUUGUGGGGCGGUGAGUUUGCGGACGAAUUCGUCAAGGAACUUCGUCAUGAUCGACCCUACACGCUGAGUAUGGCCAAUGCAGGACCUAAUACCAACGCAAGUCAGUUCUUUAUUACGACAGUCGCUACGCCAUGGCUUGAUGAUAAACAUACUGUGUUUGGCCGGGCUACAAGUGGCCUAGAUGUGAUUCACAAGAUUGAAAAUGCGCCUAUUAACAAGUUUGACAAGCCCAAGGACGACAUUCAGAUUUCCAGCGUCACGCUGCAUUGA